Molecule: messenger RNA, 1362 nt
Organism: Zophobas morio
Lineage: Eukaryota; Metazoa; Arthropoda; Insecta; Coleoptera; Tenebrionidae
Product: gustatory receptor for sugar taste 43a-like
Exons: 6
Coding region: 26-1327 (433 amino acids)
Biological process (GO): chemosensory behavior; male courtship behavior; sensory perception of taste
Cellular component (GO): axon; neuronal cell body; dendrite
Source: RefSeq, a predicted model, not a curated record
GGUUUUGAUUACUGUGGUGGACGGAAUGGCGGCGGCGACUAUGAUUUCCGCGGAAAUGUUUGAGGUGAUGGCGCCCGUGCUUUACUUAAGUCGGGUUUUCGGUCUGCAGCCGCUUAAGUGGAAGAGAGGGGAUUAUAACUACGUCAUCGAGAAGUCGCACGCGUAUGUGGCUUAUAGUAACAUCGUCGUGGUGUUUUUUGUGAGUGCGAGCAUAUAUGGCUUAUCGCAAGUGUACCAACUGGACCUGAUUUACUUAAUCCGAAUUGGCAACAGCACCCACCGUUACGUCACGUUUUCGGACGUCGGGGUGGUUUUAAUCCCUUCGGUACUCUCUGUGGUGAUUACAUCCCUGAAAAUCGACAAGUACGUCAGAUAUUUCGACUACUUAAGAAAAUGUGAUGGGGUUCUUCAAAAACAACCCUUCAGAACGUGGAGACACGGAUUGGUUAUUUACACUACUAUAUUUUUCACUGCGGGUAUUUUAGUUGUGGAUAUGGUGAUGUGGAUUAAUUUAGCGUCCAAGGAACAAAACGCCUAUAUUCUUUUUGGUUACUUUUUUCCCUAUUAUGUUUGCUAUUGUUUCACGAUUGUAGUGGAAUUGGUUUACUGGCAGAACGUGCAUGCGAUUAUGCGUAGGUUAAUUUGGUUGAACGAAAAACUCGCUGAAGUCGCAGAGGAAAUGAACAACGAUAUUUUGUUCAUGCGUAUCGACAGAAAGAAGAUAAGUAAUGUUGUAGAUACACUAAAUGCGGAUAAUUUGAAGAAGCAGGAACAAAAGAAAAGUGGUAAGUAUGAAAGGUGGGCUUAUUCGGACCUGUCAAUGUGGAUGCACCUUGUAGUUCUAUCUCUAGAGCAAAUCCAAGACCUAAUUUCCGCCUACCAGCGACUAACCGACGCCACAAAUUCCAUCAACGACUGCUUCGGUCUUAUCAUUCUGAUUAUCCUCCUGGGGUGUCUAAUUCACCUACUAGUCACCCCUUACGCCCUCUACGCUAUUAUUUUCACCACAGGUAAUAGCAUGUUUAUAGUUUCGCAAUCGAUCUGGAUGACAGGACACGUUUUACGCCUAUUUUUAAUUGUCGAACCUUGUCACGGUUGUUUGAUCGAAAUAAAAAAAACAACGGCUAUGGUGUGUAAACUUCUGUGUUUACCGUCCAAGAAAGAGGUCAGGAAGUCGCUGGAGUUUUUCUUGGACUAUUUGGCCCAGUGCAGGAUCGAGUUCAGCGCUUUUGGGUUGACGAAAAUCCACAGAGGCUUGCUAACGACGAUCGCCGGAGCCGUGACGACGUAUUUGGUCAUUUUGUUCCAGUUUAAUAGGAAUUGUUAAUGUGUGUGAAAAAUAUUAAAUAUGUGUUUAAACUA